AUGUUGUAUAUUAUACAGUGUAUGGAUGAAUGGAUACAGAUAUUGAUGUCGACGAAGAGAUAGACAUAGACUUACAGUUGUUUAGGAUAUUAAAGUUGAUAAGAAAGAAGAAAAAGAAGGCUUAAACCAGAGGAAGAAGAAGUAAUAAAGAAAUAUGAAGACCUGAUACCUAAGUAUCAUUUGCCCACUUUAGUGCCCUCUGACCUCUUCUGUUCGUUGGCCACUUGACGUCAAUAAAAAGGACGUAGUGAAUAAAAGAAGAGAGGUUUCUUUGAUACAAUUCUUAAUCAGGAGAAUGUCACCAAAAGUGUGGACUAUUUUUAAUUCUACCGCAAAAAAUUUAUAUAUCUAAUAUAUCUAUGUCUAUGUAUAUUACGGAACAAUGAAACUGGGACAAGAAUACGGGGACAGUUCUGAAGCAAUGGAAGAGAUAAUAAGGCUGGAUUGAUACUGCAAGAACGUGGAUACAAGAGUUUUUCGAAUCUGUGAAAAGAAGUGAUCAGCGGCGAUGGAGUCUUGUCCGCAUCACGGUGAUAAUUCUCAGCUGGACAGAUAGAACCUGGAAAUAGAAAUCGAUCCGACGAGAAACGAUAAAGGAUAAGAGGAGUUGUAGUUACAGCUGAAGGAAGGUAGCUGUUAGCUAUAGCUGGUGGUUGUGCUGGGGAGCAAGAAGAGGAAGAGGAAGGUGAGGCUGAGAAGAAAUAAGUGAACGAGACGAAAGAACAUUGAGAUAAGAACGCAAAGAUGGGCAAGUGUUGCAGCAAGAGGCAAGAGCCUCAGCCAAUUGUGUACAAAAAAACUGAAGCUGCUUUAACUUCAAAACACAGUAAUGGAGGUUCUUUGGAUAGAUACACAGCUGAUCCUAAUCAAAGAGGAGUGCAAGCUCGCGCAGAUAUUAUCCGACCUAGGCCGACACCUUGUAAGAUUCAGAUUCCACAUCAACCUCGUAAAACAAGCUCGCCUGUCGUAUUACCUGCAUCUCAUUCACAGAGAACGAAUAAAAUAGUGGUAGCACUUUAUAACUACACUGCAAGAGAGAGCACAGACGUGAGUUUUGUGAAAGGCGAUCAGAUGGAAGUUCUAGAUGACUCUGAACCUGACUGGUGGCGGGUAUUACAUCUGAGAACCCUUCAAGAAGGACUUAUACCUUGGAACUUUGUAGCAGUUGAACGUUCAGUCGAGAGUGAAGACUGGUUCUUCGAGAAUGUGUCGAGAAAAGAAGCUGGAAAAUUACUCCUGGUGGAUGAAAAUCCAAGAGGAACAUUUUUAGUUAGACCAAGCGAACAUAAUCCACGCGGAUACAGUCUUAGUGUUAAAGAUUGGGAAGAAGGACGGGGUCAUCAUGUUAAACAUUACAAGAUUAAACCUCUGGACAAUGGUGGCUUCUUUAUUGCUACUAAUCAAACCUUCCCAACACUACCAGCUCUUGUAAUGGCCUACAGCAAAAAUGCCUUGGGUCUAUGUCAUGUCUUGUCGAAACCAUGUCCGAAACCACAACCUGACAUGUGGGACCUUGGACCAGAGUUACGUGACAAAUGGGAGAUAAAUCGGAGCGAGAUACAGUUGAUACGUAAACUCGGACAUGGUAAUUUCGGUGAAGUCUAUUAUGGCAAGUGGCGUAACAAGAUUGAAGUUGCUGUAAAGACUCUCAGACCCGGUACAAUGUCAACGGAAGCAUUCCUCCAAGAAGCAGCAAUAAUGAAACAAUUUAGGCACAGACAUUUAGUCGCGCUGUAUGCCGUAUGCUCCAAAGAAGAACCUAUUUAUAUUGUUCAAGAGUACAUGUGUAAUGGAAGUCUUUUGGACUUUUUGAGAACUGGUGACGGUAAAUAUAUGCAAUUCGAGGAUCUUAUUUAUAUAGCAGCUCAAGUGGCUUCGGGUAUGGAACAUUUAGAGAGCAAACAGCUUAUUCAUCGUGAUCUUGCUGCACGUAAUGUGCUUAUUGGCGAAAAGAACAAGGCUAAAAUAUGCGAUUUUGGCCUCGCAAGGAUUAUUGAAGAUGACGAGUAUUGCCCCAAGCAAGGUAGCAGGUUUCCUGUCAAGUGGACUGCGCCAGAAGCUAUUGUUUACGGCAGAUUCAGCAUUAAAAGUGAUGUCUGGUCUUAUGGAAUAUUACUUAUGGAACUUUUUACAUAUGGACAAGUUCCUUAUCCAGGUAUGCAUGGUCGUGAAGUUAUUGAACAAGUGGAUAAAGGCUACAGAAUGCCUAAGCCAGCGAAUCAGCCAUUACCGGACAGCAUUUACCGUCUUAUGCUGCAAUGUUGGGACGCAUGUCCAGAGAAACGACCUACCUUUGAAUUCCUCAAUCAUUACUUUGAAUCAUUUAAUGUGACAAGUGAAAUACCAUACCUUGAACCGCCAACUGACUGAUACACGGCCCAUCAUCAUUUGGAGGGCCACGUUAUGCAACAUGGCCACGUUAUGCCGCCGCAUGGUCAUUACCAUCCGGCUCAUCUGAAUUGUGCCAUGGAAUUUUACGGGAUUUAUUGUUAGAAAUUAAACUCCCCUUAUACACUAAAUUAUUAUUUAAACUAUUUUUAUUAUACAUUAUCUCGAUUAAAGGUGCGAAAUACCUUUCUUAUUUUAUCAAAAAUAUUAAGUGGAAAAAAUCAUUCCAAACACUGCCAGAAUUUUGCCAAUGAUAUAUGUAUUGAAUCACACCGUUUAUCAUUUUUACUGUAAACAGGCACUUUUUUAACAAAUUUAAAAAACAAUAAUAAUUAUAAUAAUUCAUCUUUAUACCAAACGGUGAUCUAUUGUGUGCCAUAAACUUACUAAGAGUCUUCAGAAAUUUAAAAACCCAGAAGAAAAUACACAAGUCUUGUUUAUUUUAUUGAAAUUUUUUUUUGUAGUUAACAAUCGAGUAAAACAAAUUGGCAUUAAAAUUACUGAAAGAA
Cotesia glomerata is the source of this 2897-nucleotide messenger RNA. It is a transcript of the gene Src64B, whose product is annotated as tyrosine-protein kinase Src64B. Bases 745 to 2370 code for a protein of 541 amino acids. Gene Ontology annotation, molecular function: ATP binding; non-membrane spanning protein tyrosine kinase activity; signaling receptor binding. Gene Ontology annotation, cellular component: extrinsic component of cytoplasmic side of plasma membrane. The record is from RefSeq and is a predicted model, not a curated record. Lineage: Eukaryota; Metazoa; Arthropoda; Insecta; Hymenoptera; Braconidae. Gene Ontology annotation, biological process: cell surface receptor protein tyrosine kinase signaling pathway; cell differentiation; innate immune response. The transcript has 7 exons.